Molecule: messenger RNA, 3349 nt
Organism: Limanda limanda (common dab)
Lineage: Eukaryota; Metazoa; Chordata; Actinopteri; Pleuronectiformes; Pleuronectidae
Gene: ppp6r2a
Product: protein phosphatase 6, regulatory subunit 2a
Exons: 24
Coding region: 649-3327 (892 amino acids)
Cellular component (GO): cytosol; nucleus
Molecular function (GO): protein phosphatase binding; protein phosphatase regulator activity
Source: RefSeq, a predicted model, not a curated record
CCUGGAGCUCCACUGCGCGCUCUCGUAACCAUGUCGCCAUUUUGAUUCGCAAAAAUAUGACUGAGUUUUUCCUGCCUUGCAAGCUAAAGUUAGCCUCGCGUUUGAAUCACUUUGUGCGUGAGUACGAGCCACACACCGCAUACCGGGAAUAACAGGCAUCGCGUUUUCGUGCCGGGUAGCCACAGGCGUCGGGGAACUCGUCCAUUUGACAGACUUCACAGCAACAUUCGGCUAACGCUAGCUAAGUUGAGCUAGCUAACAGUAGCCAGUGUUGUCGCAGGCUGACCCCUUCUCCAAAACAAAUCACUAUCCGCACACGGGCUAAUGUAUGUUAGCUAACACCGAUAGCUAACAGUGAGCUGGGUAGCCAGAGACUUGAUAGCUGGUUGCUUGACGUGAAACUCCACGAACUAACAAGCAGGAGGACUAGCCGCGGGUUUUCAAUCAAAGGUUAUGGUGAGCCUCUCGGUGUCUCAUCUCCUAAAGAGGCCUGCAUUUUAAGAGGAGACCCAUGCUGAUAAAUGCCAGGCCUCGCCACACUCUCUGUCGUCUGCACAAACACAAAUGCCUGCCUGCCCGUGGGGGAGGUCUGAUUAAAGUUAUCCACAUUUCAUCCACUGGGCUCUGUCCCCCGUCCCAGCGGCCACCAUGUUUUGGAAGUUCGACCUGCACACCACCUCCCACAUUGACCAGCUGCUGGACAGGGAGGACGUGACGCUGAGAGAGCUGAUGGAGGAGGAUGAUGUCCUGCAAGAGUGCAAGGCCCAAAACCGCAGAUUGCUCCUCUUCCUCUGCCAGGACCACUGCAUGCAGGAGCUGGUCAGCCUCAUCACCACAGAGCCGCCCGCUGACCUGGAGGAAAGGAGCCGCUUUAAAUUUCCCAACAUUGCUUGUGAGCUCCUGACAUCAGAUGUGUCCAUUAUAAAUGAUAAGCUGGGCGGGGAGGAGUCUCUCCUCGAGAUACUAUACCACUUCUUGGAGCAGGAUCCGCCCCUCAACCCGUUACUCGCCAGCUUUUUCAGCAAAACCAUCGGCAACCUCAUUGCCAGGAAAACCGAACAGGUGAUUACCUUUCUAAAAAAAAAAGAAGGCUUCAUUGGUCUGGUGCUGAAACAUAUUGAUGCCUCUGCCAUGAUGGACCUGCUGCUUCGCCUCAUCAGUUGUGUGGAGCCUGCCCCCUUGAGGCAGGAGGUCCUUCAUUGGCUGAAUGAGGAGAAUUUGGUACAGAGACUGACGGAGCUUAUCCAUACUGGUAAAGAUGAGGAGAGACAAUCGAAUGCGUCCCAAACGCUUUGUGACAUCAUCCGCCUUAGUCGAGACCAGGCCAAUCAGAUGCAGGAUGGCAUGGAGACUGACCCACUAUUGGCUGUACUAGAGUCGCAGGAGAGUGUGGCGGGACUCCUCAAGAACUUAUUUGAGGGGGAGAGGAGCGAGGCUUCCAUCGUUAAUGGAACUCAAGUGCUACUUACCUUACUGGAGACCAGGAGGUCAGGGUUGGAAGGGCUGAUGGAUCUGUAUUCUCAGGGUUAUGAAAGGUCUUACACUGUCAACAGCAGUAUUUUAAACGCCAUUGAGCCCCAUUUAAAGGACUUCCAGCAGCUUCUUCUGGAUCCCCCCAAGAAAAGUGCAAUAUUGACAACCGUUGGCCUUCUGGAGCAGCCGCUGGGGAACGCCCGCCUUCAUGUGGCCCGGCUGGUGGCCGCCCUCCUGCAGACCAAUUCCCCCAGUAUGUGCCAGGAGCUGUGCAAUCUUACCACCAUGGACCUACUACUGGAUCUGUUCUUCAAAUACUCCUGGAAUAAUUUUUUGCACUUCCAAGUGGAGCUGUGCGUGGCAGCGAUCUUGAACCACCCUUCCUCAGAGGAGCGGCAUGUCCCAGGUCUCCAGAACCACGAUGGGAACCCUGCCGUGUCUAACCUUGAAGAGCAGGGGGAGGCCGGGGAGACAGGCAGGCCCGUUGACCCACAGACCUCCAUCCACAAUGCCCUUGUGGCCCAUCUCUUCCAGAAGUGUCGAUUGGUACAGAGGAUCCUUGAUGCCUGGGAGGAGAAUGAUAGAAUACAGGCUGAGGGAGGCUGCAGGAGAGGCAACAUGGGUCAUCUGACCAGAAUUGCCAACAUGGUGGUCCAGAACCUGGAGAAAGGAUCCGUUCAAGUCCAGAUCACUGACCUCAUAAAAGAGUUGCCAGAGGACUGCAGAGGUCGCUGGGAGAGCUUUGUGGACGAGACCCUGCGAGAGACAAACAGGAGAAACACGGUAGAGCUGGUAAGCACCCACAACAUGCACUCAUCCAGUGAGGACGAUGACAUGGAGAGCCCCUUCCCCAACGACCUGUCUCUCCAGCAGGCAUUCUCCGACUAUCAGAUCCAACAGAUGACUGCCAACUUUGUGGAUCAGUUUGGGUUCAAUGAUGAGGAGUUCAAUGAGCACGAUGAAAAUAUCAAUGCCACGUUUGAUAGAAUCGCUGAAAUAAACUUCAAUCUAGAUGCUGAUGAUAACAGUGCCAAUGCGGCUGCCUUUGAAGCCUGCUGUAAAGAAAGGAUUCGCCAGUUUGACGAUGCCGAAGAGGAAGAGGACAUUUGGGAGGAGAAGGAGAUCAACUAUGCAACACAAGCUAAAUCCAGAACAAGGUUUGGUGUCUCUCAAACCUCAGAGGGAAGCUCCCGGAGCAGCUUGGAGAAUGGAGGCAGGGAGCAGGACCGCGGAUCUGAAUCUGAUGAGGACGAAGACUCCGAGCAAAACACAUCAGAUUCAGGUCCAGGCUGGACAGCGAAUUUCAGGGAGUCUGGAGGAACGACAGCCUCUCAGACGCCACAGUCGUGGGACAGCUCAACUCGGACCGGAGCAGAGACACAUGAAACAGGGUGGGCCAACUUCACUGAGUUCCAGCCUUUCUCUGGCAAAGAAACCAAUCCAAGGUGCAGCUCUCCUGUGGACUCGGAUGCAGAUAAAGAAGCCAAACAGAACCAUGAGAAGAGCGCGGAGGGUAGUGUUGAUCCUACUGCUUGGGAAGCGGGAGAAGGGAGGAAGGCUCCUCUCGUGGCCUCAGACAGCAGCUCCUCCGGGGGAUCUGACAGCGAGGAGGAUGACAAAAAUGCUGCCGCUGCUGCAACCACCACUUCGGAAAAGGCAGGCGCCCCUGGCAACCAGACAGCUGACCUCAAAAGUGAGGAAAACCCGGUGUCUCUGGAGAAACUCUCUCUGUCAGAUCCUCCUAAACCAUCAGAGCAGCAGCAGCCUGCUGACGAGUCACUUGCAAACACACAGACUGACAGGAAAGAGGACACGCCACCUCCUCAGGAAGUGUCGGUCAACGGACCCGUCUGAUCAUCACCCGACGCAGAACCCC